UUAAUUACCGAGAAAAUCAAAUAUACCCUUGGGCUCUCCCAAGGCCCAUGGGCUGGUAAUUACCUGGGUGCCUGUAGGACCCAAGACUGCACCGGCUAAGAAGUAGUGGUCCCUGGCAAAUCGGAAGGAAAUAGUGAUGUUUGUUCUGUUCUAUUUUAACGGAUCUUCAAGAAUUUACUGUUUUUGGUGAGGAGUAUCUUUUGAAAUUUGAAUUACAGAACUGGAAACUUUGUUUAGAACAAUGAAGAGUUUGAUGGCUCUAACCCGGAUGACUAAUCAGCUUUCUCAUAUAAAUCCACCCAGAAAAACUUCUCACUACACCGGGAUAAGACCAGAAGUAAAGAGUAACUCUAUGGAAAUUCAAACCCAGAAAAAACCCAGAAUUCUUUGCUUGCAUGGAUUCAGAACAAGCGGUAAAAUCCUUGAGAACUUGAUCAGGAGGAGAUGGUCUGAAACCGCGCUUGAAAAGCUGGAUCUUGAUUUCCUUGACGGCCCUUUUCCCGCACAAGGUAAAUCUGAUGUUGAAGGCAUUUUUGAUCCUCCCUACUAUGAGUGGUAUCAAAGCUAUCAGGAUUACAAGGAGUAUAAGAACUUUGAAGAGUGUAUUGCUUAUAUAGAAGAUUACAUGACAAAGCAUGGUCCAUUUGAUGGCCUUCUGGGUUUUUCCCAGGGAGCUCUUAUAUCAGCUGCUAUGCCUGGAAUGCAAGCUCAGGGUGUGGCUCUCAGGAGGGUACCAAAGAUUAAGUUCCUGAUAAUAAUAUCGGGUGCAAAGUUUAAAGGAUUGCAAUUUGGGCAACCUAAGCUUGCUGCUAAUGCAUUUUCAUCUCCAAUUGAGUGCCCCUCUCUUCACUUCAUAGGGGAAACUGAUUUUCUGAAGCAAGAGGGAACUGCUUUAUUGGAAUCAUUUGUAGAUCCUGUUGUGAUUUAUCAUUUGAGAGGUCAUACUGUGCCAAAACUUGAUGAACAGUGUCUGGCGACGACGCUUAGCUUUAUUGAGAUGAUACAACGUAUGUUCCCCGGCGAGGAAUAGAUCCAUGUAGGUUUGGAGGUGGCUUUGUUGAACUUGAAUGACAUGAUAUGAUCUUUUCAUGUCAAUAAAUUGUUUCUUACUGAAACUAAGAAUUCAAUUUGGUUAUAUUUCAGUUUACUUUAUGUUUGAGAACUCAAAAGAAGACAUAUGAAUUCAUCAUUUUUGGUGAAAUUGAAUAUAUAUUUGUAUACAUAUUGCAAUAAAAUGGAGUUUGUCA
Tripterygium wilfordii is the source of this 1247-nucleotide messenger RNA. RefSeq names its product esterase OVCA2-like. NCBI's taxonomy places the organism in Eukaryota, Viridiplantae, Streptophyta, Magnoliopsida, Celastrales, Celastraceae. The record is from RefSeq and is a predicted model, not a curated record. Bases 242 to 1030 code for a protein of 262 amino acids. The transcript is spliced from 6 exons.